Malassezia pachydermatis is the source of this 1965-nucleotide messenger RNA. RefSeq names its product digestive organ expansion factor. Gene Ontology annotation, biological process: maturation of SSU-rRNA from tricistronic rRNA transcript (SSU-rRNA, 5.8S rRNA, LSU-rRNA). NCBI's taxonomy places the organism in Eukaryota, Fungi, Basidiomycota, Malasseziomycetes, Malasseziales, Malasseziaceae. Gene Ontology annotation, cellular component: small-subunit processome; nucleolus. The transcript has a single exon. The record is from RefSeq and is a predicted model, not a curated record. Gene Ontology annotation, molecular function: rRNA binding; U3 snoRNA binding. Bases 1 to 1965 code for a protein of 654 amino acids.
AUGGCUGGCGACAACUUGGCGCAUGUGCGUCUCUUGACGCUCUUGAAUGUCAAGGCAACGCACCCACGCACUGAAGAUGAAGGCUCGUUGGGGUCGGCUAAGCGUACUCGUGUGGUGUCUGUCGCACCCACCGCCAAAGCGUCUGCGUCACCGAAAAAGGCACAGCGUGACGAGACAGACCCCCCGUCCCACUCGCUGGAAGAGGUCGUAGUAGCGAAGGAGGAAGAUGAUGAUGAUGAGGAAGCGAUGGCCACGUCUUCGUCGGAGAAGGAUGCAUUUCACUGGCACUUUGGUGCCGAGGCGGAGGCCUUGGAAGGGGUGGACUUGGCCCAUGUCACAUACGAGUCGGCACGUCCUCUCUCGAUCCUGGAAGGCGCUUCUAUGGAGCAAGUCGUACGUACGUCAACGCCUGCUGCGCAGCCUGUCUCGCGUCCUCAUGCACGCAUUUGGCAAGCGUUCACAUCGCACUACAAAAAGAGCCCUACGAUACUGCAGAAAGAAGUGCUGCCGAUUGUUGGCGCGUAUAUGGACUUGUGGCACUCACGUGUGACCAUCUCGGAGCAUACACCACUUCGACAGCUCCUAGCGAUGCAUGCUAUGAGCCAUGUGGCCAAGACGCGACAGCGGAUUCUUAAGGACAACGAGCGUUUGGCUAAGGCAGCUGCGCGAGCCCAAAAGGAGCAAGACGAGGAGGACGAUGAGGAAGAGCUUCCUGAGCUGCGUGACCAGGGCUUUACACGGCCCAAGGUCCUGCUUCUCGCGCCGUUCCGCCACAGUGCCAAGGUAUGGAUGGAUGCGCUGAUGGCUGUGUCCGCAUGCGAGCAAGUCGAGCAGAAAGCGCGAUUCUCCAAAGAAUUCUCCCUUCCGCCCGGCUCGAUUGAUAAGCUGUCGGAUCCCACGACAGCGCACCGAUACCCAGAGGACCACCGCCAUACGUUCCAAGGCAACAUUGACGACAAUUUCAAGCUCGGCGUAAAGUUGACGCGCAAGACAUUGAAACUGUACAGCCCCUUUUACGAUAGUGAUAUCCUUGUGGCCAGUCCUCUAGGACUGCGUUUGCUUAUGGAGAAGGAACAUACAUGGGACUAUUUGUCGUCGGUUGAAGUCUUGCUGGUCGACCAAAUGGAUGUGAUGCUGAUGCAGAAUUGGGAUCAUGUGAAGUUUGUGAUGGAGCGUCUGAAUGCGAUUCCCAAGGAAGCGCACAAUACCGACUUUUCGCGUGUCAAGCCAUGGUACCUCGAUGGUCAUGCGCCACUGCUACGUCAAACCAUUCUUCUCUCCUCGUUUGAUGCGCCUGAGUUCCGUCAGCUCUUCCAUGCGCAACACAAUGUUGGUGGGCGUGUACGCACAUCGAUGCUGCGUCCUAAUGAUGUGCCGACGAUGUCAAGCGUCGCGCCUGGUAUACGUCAAACCUUCUACAAGUUUGACAGCGCGAACGCCCAGGGCGAAGCGGAUUUGCGUCUGCAAGCAUUCCAGCAGAAGAUUUUGCCUCUCCUUCAAAAAUCUGCUGUGAGUUCGACGCAUACAAUGAUUGUUGUUCCAUCGUACUUCGACUUUGUGCGUUUGGAAGAUGCCUUCCGCCGUGCUGAUCCACCUGUGUCUUACACGACCCUCUCUGAGUACUCCUCGAACAAGGACAUUUCUCGGGCGCGUGAAGCGUUCUUUUCUGGCAAGAAAGGCUUUUUGCUGCUCACCGAGCGCUUCCACUUUUACCGCCGCUACCUGAUUCGCGGCGCCUCGACUAUCGUGUUUUACGCGCCGCCCGAUCAUGCACAGUACUAUCCUGAGCUCAUCAAUGCCCCCCUCACACCACGUGACGGUGCAGCGGCCGCCAUCGAGGCGGCGGAUGUGCAAGUGCUGGCGCUCUAUUCCAAGUACGACUUGCUUCGUCUAGAACGGAUCGUAGGACGUGCGCAGGCGCGGAGUAUGGUCACUGAAGGCCGUCCGCUCUGGCGCUUCGUGUAG